CUAAUUUCAACCUUCUUUGCUUACACGCCAUAUGAAGCGAGGUCUGUACCCAUUAAAAAGAGCUGACAAAGCAUCUCUCCCUCUCUCUCUCUCUUAAAGAUCAUCUUUCUGGAAGAAAGUAUGUUCAAGAUCGGAUCAAGUUGUUGGUAUAAGAACAGAAGCAAUCCCCUUUCAAGAUCCUUGCCCACUGAAAAGUUUUACAGGCGGUUCUCUACCCACAUAGGAAGUAAACUAGAGGGUAAGGUAGCACUGAUCACUGGAGCAGCAAGCGGCAUUGGAAAGGAAACAGCAACCAAGUUCAUCAGCAAUGGUGCCAAAGUUGUGAUUGCCGAUGUCCAACAAAAACUUGGUGAAGACACGGCAAAAGAACUAGGGCCAAAUGCCACCUUCAUUGCCUGCGACGUUUCUAAAGAAUCAGACGUCUCUAAUGCCGUCGACUAUACAGUCUCUAAACACGGUCAACUUGAUGUCAUGUACAACAAUGCAGGAAUUGCAUGCCACACUCCCCCAAGCAUAGUUGCCCUGGAUCUCGCGGUGUUCGACCGUGUCAUGGCGAUCAAUGUCGGGGGUGUUGUUGCUGGGAUCAAGCAUGCGUCGCGCGUAAUGAUCCCACGUCGAACUGGCUCCAUUCUGUGCACUGCCAGUGUCACUGGACUGAUAGGUGGCCUGGCACAACACACAUAUUCCAUAUCAAAGGCUGCUGUGAUUGGAAUCAUGAAAUCUGCUGCAUCAGAGCUGUGCAAGUAUGGCAUUCGGGUCAACUGUAUUUCCCCUUUCGCCAUUCCAACUGCAUUUGUGAUGGAAGAACUGGUUGAGUACUUUCCAGGGAUUGAUACUCAGAGGCUUGUGGAUAUGGUACGUAGUACAGGUGUUUUGGAGGGAGCACAUUGUGAACCCAGUGACGUAGCCAAUGCUGCACUUUAUCUUGCAUCCGAUGAGGCCAAGUACGUUAAUGGGCAUAAUCUGGUGGUGGAUGGUGGCUUUACGUCGAUGAAGACUUUAGGGUUACCUGUAGAUCUGGUGAAAUGAAAGAUAUGAAAUAUAGCUGGUAGAGAUGUUUGAAUUUGAGAUGAUAAAUCAAAAGUGAUUUCAUAUUAAAUUUUGACGCCACACAACAAAUUUCAUGUUCAACCUACACAAAGAUACUUGAGAUCAGUCCGAGUAUUUGUUGAGUCAUCGUAGAAAGUUGCUUAGAGACCACUGUACAGUUGAAAGAAUAUAAAUCGUAUUUGAAAGUCAAAUGUAACAGGAGCCACAAUUGCAGUUUCAGAAUUAGCAAAUUCACCCAACCAAGCUUAUUAAUUUUAGCAAGUUAGUGCAAUGCCACCAUUUGUGAGAGUUCUAAUAAGACAAUUCUUGUUGUAUCAUAAUGUACAGAGUUUUAGAUCAAAAUCAUGGGCUGCUAAAUUCAAGAAGAGAUGCACGGGACCUAAAAUCGAGACACAUGACUGAUCAUGUAGGGAAGGCCUGCAAUUUAGAACUGAUACUUGUUUAUGAAACAUCAAGGACCAUGCACUUCUGAAAACCAUCAUUUUUGAUUGCAAGAUAACAGGAGAAGCUUCAAGAAAUUCAUCUCUCAAAUCAAGUGAAUCUACAUUGUCCCAAUAAUGGAAGAAAAAAUCUUCAUUUCACCUUAUUCUGAUGAUGAAAAAUAAUCUGCCAUCCUGAGUGUGCGUAGCUUCUUUGAAUUUCAUGCUUUAAUAAUCAAGCUGGUAUUGGUGUUAAGGUCACGUAUCAAAACAUGGCACAACUACAACAAACUUCAGAGUUAAGCUGUCAAACGUCUCCAUGGCCUGGUCAUUUCGUGAGUUACAGAAAACCCAUGACGGUAAUCAGAACUGUUCCAAUACAACCUUGCGCAUGUAGUCCUCUGGCACU
This is a messenger RNA of Ilex paraguariensis (yerba mate), 1878 nucleotides long. Lineage: Eukaryota; Viridiplantae; Streptophyta; Magnoliopsida; Aquifoliales; Aquifoliaceae. The record is from the annotation of a GenBank genome assembly.